AUGGCGUCCGUCGAUGAUAAUUUAGGGCUUACGGUUGAGUCACUCGACACCUACUCUAAGAUGAUCAGUAAGCUACUGAGUCACUCGGAGUCGGGGAUGGAAUCGUUACGGUCCUUGAUUGAUGCCUUUGAUAACAAGCGAAUCACACUUAGCGUGUUCAAAAAGUCUCUUCAACUUUUGUUCGACAGCCAUACAAAGACCAAAGACGAAGAAUCCCAGAUCCUGAGAACAGCAUCUUCACCACCACUAACAAUUGUUAGGGCUAAAGUAGAUGAGAACCCGAAGAAGAGUGGAGCCCACAAGAGAAAAAUAAUUCACUCGGAACCUAUUGAGAGGACUAUAAAGAAACAAAGAAAGUCUAUGAGGUUAGAUCGAGUGACACCCAGCUAUAAGCUUAUCCCUGAGGAACAACAACUUCCUCUCCCAAACAACCCACACAAACCAGAACUGAACUGUCUGAACAACAAGUACUCUUUGGUGCAGUUUAACGUUGCUUCGGGACAUAAGAAACAGACCAAGUACGAAGAAGCAAUUGAGAGAUGCGAAGAUGACAUGUUUGAGACUGAUAUGUUGAUUGGAGCUCUUACAAGUGCAAUGGAAAAUGCUGAGAAAGUAAUAGCGGAGGAGAUGAGUGUAGAAGAUCUUAGAGUGAAGUUUUAUAGAUGCAUCCAAAGGCUAUACCGUGGAGAUAUGUCUGAGAUUGUGAGAGAAAGAGAAGCCACUGCUGCACAAGGCCACCGGAAAUAA
Messenger RNA from Eruca vesicaria subsp. sativa (arugula), 747 nucleotides. The record is from the annotation of a GenBank genome assembly. Lineage: Eukaryota; Viridiplantae; Streptophyta; Magnoliopsida; Brassicales; Brassicaceae.